This is a messenger RNA of Polyodon spathula (Mississippi paddlefish), 5427 nucleotides long. RefSeq names its product ecotropic viral integration site 5 protein homolog. The record is from RefSeq and is a predicted model, not a curated record. Lineage: Eukaryota; Metazoa; Chordata; Actinopteri; Acipenseriformes; Polyodontidae. The transcript has 19 exons. The coding region runs from base 1958 to 4327 and encodes 789 amino acids.
CCAGUGUGGUCACUGAGACUGGAGAAACUAACAGUUUCCUUGGGUUAUGUUAUUUUAUAUUUCAGAAAGACUUUGGUACAGCAUUGGGCUACAGUAAAAUUAAAAUACAUGAUGCUCCAUAUAUGGAAGCGCCCAUACUUCCAUUGUCUGUUUAAUUUAACAUUACUGGGACCUCAGGAAGUACAAAUUGGUGUCAAGAAGGUACCUGACAUACUUUCGUUUUGCAAACGUUACCUAUUUUUCCCACAUGUUAAUUUUACUUCAUGUUUACAAGCCAUUCUUUCCACUUACAGUAUGCCCUGCAGGGAUGUCUAGUUUAAAAUGUUUUGCGUUAGAAAACAUGUCUUGUUGCCGUGAGCCUUUGAAACAUACCCUUAGCUGUUUUGACUUCUGUCACACUUCCUAUUUUUCCAGUUGUUUCUAAACUGACAGUGGGUUUUCCACAAAGUUUUCUGAAAACACCAAGGCUUCUAAUACUAUAUGUUAAUGGAAACUUAUGUGGAACAUUGGUACAGACCCUUCUGUAAUCUGAUAAUUUACAGUGAAUCAUUUAUAUGGCAAUCACUAGUGACCUUUGCAUUUUUAAUGCCGCCUUCACUUGGAUCCAAAUCAAAACAAACAGUUUGUGUAUAUAUACAUAUAUCCAUGCAUAUGGAUUUCACAUGCAUGUGCCUUUUUAAUACGUACAGAUUAUGUUACACAGACUAGACACCAUUGUUUGCUAUUUUAAAAUGAAUAGCAAGUGAUAGAUGACUCAAACUUUGGUCCACUGUUUCUCGUACUGUAUUACUAAAGGGAUACUGUAUAUAAUUUGCAGCAGUAUAUACUUAAAUGGAGCCCCAGCAGCCACUGACUACUUAUAAUGUGAGGUAAAAACAGGCUUUGGGCAAGCAUGAUUAAACAUGCCUUUACUUAUUUUUUUUUUUUAACUCGUCUAGCAGAAUCUGCAAACAUUGCGAUACUUUUUAAGAAGCAGCAAUAUGAUAUUGUCUUGCAGCUAUAGUGAGCAAUCCCAGGUCUGAAAUGUGUUUAGAAGUUUACAGUAAAUUAGAAUGAGAAUGAGGCAGACAACCCUACAUGUGUACCUACUUGAUUAUCCUGUAUACAUUUUGCACCUAUAUAAAAGUACCCUGUAGAAAUAGUUAAUAUAUAUAUCUAUUAGUACUGUAUGUGGUUGCAGUUUGUCUGUACUGGUGACUGUUCCAAACCUCAGGAAUAUUUCUUCUUCCCUUGUCUGAUUAUAGUGUGCCAGCGGCUUCAGUUUGACUCCUCUUCUGUGUCACUUUAAUAUCUGUUCAGGAGUAAAAAGCAAUCUGAAGCUGACUGUAUUGGGAAUGGAAAAUUACACACGAACAGUGAAAAAUCUGCACAGUUCUGUAGGAACUGAGCAGAAGCCACAUGAACUAGCAGGUGCAAAUACUGCUUCUGGGGCCUGGUUACUUAUUGGUCCUUCUUGUAAGAUUGAACAAAUCUCAAAGCUUGAAAGAAAAUAGAGAGAAAGGAAAACCACACUAUAGGACUAGGUUGGAAGUUUGAACUUUGCACUUUUGGACUUACGAGACCAGUCAUAGGUAUACGUAGUUAAAAAAAAACACACACACACACACACACACUCACACAGAUUUGAUCAGCUCUCUAGUAACACUAAUCAGUGUAUUAAAUAAAACAGUAACUGUUAGUGCUCAUGAGUGAAGAAGAGAUGUUUUGUCUUGUAUUUUUUAUUUUUUUGCUAUCCCUAUCUCUGCAUUUGGGAAGCUACACCCAUGUCACAACAGUACCACUCAGUAUGACCUUAUUGAGAAUCCAGUUACGCCCAGUGACACUGUCCUCUGUGGUACAGUCCAUGUCAUCAUCCAAGGGUUGCUGCUAAUCAGAGAAACAAGUUCAAGUAAUCAGAGGCUUUGUAACUUGUGCACCUCCACAUACUCUCUGCAGGUAAACAAAGAGUUUUAGCAUUAUGAGUCUUUCAUGGCUUUUAGAAACCGACACCAAGUCCUUGCGAUCCGUGAAUGGAUCGCGGAGAAACAGCGGCUCUUCCCUCGUGUCCAGCUCUUCAGCCUCCAGUAAUCUCAGCCAUCUGGAAGAGGACACCUGGAUACUCUGGGGGAGGAUCGUCAACGAGUGGGAAGAUGUGCGCAAAAAGAAAGAUAAGCAACUCAAGGAACUUGUUAGAAAAGGGGUUCCCCAUCACUUCAGAGCGAUAGUCUGGCAGCUCUUGUGCAAUGCACAGAACAUGCCUAUCAAAGAGCAAUAUUCCGAACUGCUAAAGAUGACCUCACCAUGUGAAAAACUUAUCCGAAGGGACAUUGCACGGACAUAUCCAGAGCACGAAUUCUUUAAAGAGAAAGACAGCCUUGGACAAGAGGUUUUAUUUAAUGUAAUGAAGGCUUAUUCUCUUGUUGACCGUGAGGUGGGCUACUGUCAAGGAAGUGCUUUUAUUGUUGGACUGCUGCUUAUGCAGAUGCCAGAAGAGGAAGCAUUCUGCGUGUUUGUUAAGUUAAUGCAGGACUAUCGACUGCGAGAACUCUUCAAACCCACGAUGGCUGAGCUCGGUCUCUGCAUGUACCAGUUCGAAUGGAUGAUACAGGAGCAGCUGCCAGAGCUCCAGGUGCACUUCCAGUCCCAGAGUUUCCAUACCUCCAUGUACGCCUCCUCCUGGUUUUUAACCAUCUUCCUCACCUCCUUUCCACUGCCAGUUGCUACAAGAAUUUUUGAUAUAUUUAUGUACGAGGGUUUAGAGAUUGUGUUUCGAGUAGGAUUAGCUAUUCUUCAAAUGAAUCAAUCAGAAUUAAUGCAACUUGACAUGGAAGGUAUGCUAGAGCACUUUCAGAAGGUCAUCCCACACCAGCUGGACAGUAGUCCAGAUAAGGUGAUCCAGACAGCAUAUCAAGUCAAAUACAAUGCAAAAAAGAUGAAGAAGUUAGAAAAGGAAUACACUACAAUAAAAAGUAAGGAGAUGGAAGAACAAGUAGAAAUCAAGAGGUUGCGCACAGAAAACCGACUUCUAAAGCAGCGCAUCGAUACGUUGGAGAAAGAAAGUGCUUCCUUGGCAGAUAGAUUGAUCCAGGGACAAGUGACAAGGGCACAAGAGGCUGAGGAAAACUACCUCAUAAAACGGGAACUGGGCACCAUCAAACAGCAGAGCGAUGAGGCCAGUGCUAAGCUGGAGCACGCUCAGCGUACCAUCAGGGAGCUUCAGCAGCAGCAAGGGCAUAAAUGCCAUCCACGCUACACAGAAGACUUCGUGCUGCAGCUGGAACAGGAGCUGGUGCAGGCCCGGCUGAAGGAAGCCGAAUCUCAGUGUGCGCUUAAGGAGAUGCAAGACAAGAUCAUCGACGUAGAAAAGAAGAACAAUUCCCUGCCCGAUGACAGUAACGUUGCCAGGCUCCAGGAUGAGCUGAUAGGUGUGAAACUGAGGGAAGCAGAGGCACUGAUGGGAUUGAAAGAACUGCGACAGCAAGUGAGAGACUUGGAAGAACACUGGCAGCGGCAUCUAGCCAGGACUACAGGAAGGUGGAAGGACUCCCCUAGAAAGAACACAGUCGAUGACCUGCAGGAUGAGCUGAUGACGGUUCGGCUUCGAGAGGCUGAGUCACUGGCUGAGCUGAAGGAGACCAAACAAAGGAUGCUGGAGCUGGAAAUGCAGAAUCAGAUCAACAACAACCACCUGCAGAGAGCUGAGAAGGAGACGAGAAGCUUGCAGGAGACGGUGCAGUACCUCACAGCUCAGAACAAGGGCCUGCUUACCCAGCACAAUGAAAUCAAGCGCAAGCAAGCCGAGAUUGACUGCAAGAACAAAGAAGAAGUAAUGGCUGUGAGGCUUAGAGAAGCAGACAGCAUGGCAGUGGUGGCUGAGCUGCAGCAGCACAUUGCUGAGCUAGAGAUUCAGAAAGAAGAAGGGAAAUUUCAAGGGCAGCUUGAUAACUCUGGCUAUAAACAGUAUAUCAGGGAACUGAAGGAUAAGAUAGACGAGCAGAAGGAGGAGAUCCAAUUCCUAAAAAAACAGAGGGGCUUGACAGACCGAACCAUCUCUGAAGGGAUACACAUAGUGAACCACUACAUUGGAGAUGAAGAGUCUUUCCAUUUCUCAGAUGAAGACCCAAUGUCCAAUUCCAUGAGUGAGGAUCCGAUCUGCAGCGCUCCUCUUCCUUUUGUACACUGCCAUAAAACCGCAAAGGUGCUGCUGCAUGCUAGAAUAGAAGACAGUGACAGUGACAGUGACAAUCCGGAUGAGGGUGGAGAUGGGCUCCCUUACCAGCCUGCCCAAACCAGCAGCCAAAACGAAAUCAGUCAAAAGAACAUGGAAUCCUAUUCCACUACUGUUUGAGCUGGGAGGUUUUCAGUUCACCUAUGGGAUUUAAACGUUUGGUCUGCCUUAACUAUCUCUUCUUAUAUUGGAUACAAGCAACCAGUUAGUCAUCCAAAGUAGAUGGAGGCAGGGAUUAUGAUAUAAUUCUACCUGUCUUUUUAUUGUCUGCCUUACUGUUGCCAAAUGUGCAUAUCGUUGCCCUGCAGUAGACUGAAAGUGGUUUGAUGAACAAGAGAAAUGAGACACUAACAGUAUUACAUAAUGUGCUUUUUCUCUUCGUCAUGCUCAUGACAUUAACAUGCCUGGUUGCAAGUCACUGGAAGAGAUACCGUACUAGGGCCAGCUGGAUCAAUGAACUGGGAGACCACCUCAGAUAAAUGUUGUGCAAUAUUUUGUUAUGUUUGACAGAACAAAUUUGACAUGCUUUUAUUUUUUAAACUGUUCUUCUCUCUUUCCAUUUCUUUGAAUACAUUUUGUGAGUGAGUGAUCAGGACCUGGAAGUAUCUGAUGAGCAAGCUGCCAUUUGAAUCCCAAAAUAGUAAAAUAAUGUAUUGAAUUGGAAUUACAAAUGCAUUUUAAGGGACAACUCCAUGUGUAUAAUGCGAGCCAAACUAGGUCACAGCACAGAAAUAUUUCUAUAAAAACUUAAUCUGUUUUUUCAAUAUUAUUAUUAUUAUUAUUAUUAGUCACAGUAAUAUGACAUUCUAAGUGAAAAAUGGAUGUACAAUAGGCUUUUUAAAAUGUCUUAUUUUAUGUGUGUUUUUGAUGUGUUGAUAACAAAUAUGGUCACCUAGUGUUUGUAACGUGUGUGUGUGUGUGUGUGUGUGUGUGAUCUCAUUAUUUCAUCUGUGCAUUGACUUGAAGAUACACCUUUUAUUGAUAUAGCAUGAAUGCUGCUGUUACAGUUCUGCAUCACUUCUAUCAGUCCACAACCUAAAAAAGGGAUAUAAGCAGUUUGUAAAUAAAUACAUAUUCUAACUGACAGUGUUGCAAGAUAUUACUAAAGUAACAGAGAUGGGAAGAUGGCAUCUACUCAUUGUAUGUUAACACAUGCUUGCCAGUUUACACUGGAGAUUUAACACCACAAAAAGAACACUAUCUAUUGAAUUCUUAACUUU